AUGGGGUCUGAGGCCAUCGCGGACCACUAUCAAGUCCUCGAGGAGCUUGGUCGGGGCAGCUUUGGAGUUGUGUACAAGGCCAUUGAGAAGGCGACCGGCGAGGUCGUCGCCAUCAAGCAUGUGAGGAACCCGAGCCGCCAACGAACCCGGCGACCAAACAUCGAUCUCGAGUCGACCGACGACGACAUCCAAGAUAUCCAAGCCGAGAUCUCCGUCCUCAGCACAUGCGCGAGCUCCUACGUAACGCAAUACAAGGCCAGCUUCCUACGUGGCACGAAACUAUGGAUUGUAAUGGAAUAUCUCGGAGGGGGUUCGUGUCUCGAUCUGCUCAAACCCGAGCCCUGUACCUUCAACGAAGCGCAUAUCGCUAUUAUAUGUCGCGAGCUGCUCCGCGGCCUCGAAUACCUACACGCCGAGGGCAAGAUACACAGAGAUAUCAAGGCCGCCAAUGUCCUCCUCUCGGAGUUAGGUAGGGUCAAGCUGGCUGACUUUGGCGUGGCAGCUCAGCUUACGAAUAUCAAAUCGCAACGAAACACCUUCGUCGGGACCCCCUUCUGGAUGGCGCCAGAGGUGAUACAACAAGCCGGAUACGACUUCAAGGCCGAUAUAUGGUCCUUGGGAAUCACCGCCCUCGAGAUGGCCAACGGCGAGCCGCCACACGCCAGCCUCCACCCCAUGAAGGCUCUAUUCCAUAUCCCGAAGAGCCCUCCUCCGAAGCUAGAAGGCAUCUUCUCCAAAGACUUCAAGGAUUUCGUCACCCAGUGCCUUAUGAAGGACCCGGACCGAAGGCCGUCGGCGAGGGACUUGCUAAAGCAUCGGUUCAUCAGAUCGUCGGGCAAGGUGGAGGCAUUGCAGGAGCUGGUCGAACGGCGACGCACGUACGAUGCUACGAAGAGCAAGAAAAAGGGCAGGUCGUUCUAUCAGGAGACGCUGCAGGACCUAUCGCCGAAGGAUGAGUACGAUGAAUGGGUCUUCGACACCGUCAAAUCCGUUGUCCACAAGAAGACGACGGUCAAAUCCCGGAAACCAUCAUCAAUUUUCUCCACCGAAGAAGCAUUGCGGAGGUUGGACCUGAAGGACGCGCCACUGCAACCCUUAUCACCCACCCCCACCACUAUGCGCAAAGCUACCACGCGAAGACAAUCAUCCUUCGCGCAAACAUCCCCUGCCGGAUCCGUACGCGGGCCUCCGGCCCCCGCGUUGAGGCGGCCGCUCCAGCCAGACAUGUCGUUUGGCAACUGCGGUUCGUCGCAGCGCCUAUUUAGACGAGUGCCAUCCGACGGUUCCGCUUCUAGUCAGGUCACGUCUGCCAAUUUCAUCGAUAUCGCCUCGGACGAGAAUAAGCCCCCGGGUGCGGUGGAGGCGACCAGCAAGGAAGCCGUUCUCGGGCGUCGCCUUUACUUCAAGGCAGUGGAACCCACGUUGGCAGAACUACACGCCCAGACGUCGAAUAUGGCGAAGCGGGAGGCGCUGGCCAAAUUGUCCGACGCCCUCGCUCUGCUCGACUCCGUGGACCCCGAAGGCGCCUAUCACCUCGUGCGCAAUCUCAAUGCCACCAUCACUCAAGAUACAAAGUUAUCGGACGCUUUCUUGCCCACUGCUACGGGUUAUACCGGCUCCGUGAAGGGGUCCGAUGGUGUAACGCCACAAGGCACGGUAGUCGUUAAGAGCCCGCCGGCCAAGCAGAACCAAGCCCCGUCGAAACUCGUUCUCGCCACCAACAGUCCACAUCCCAAAGGUCACAGGCGACGCCAGGAGAGCGUGGCGUUCAAUGGCGCGGGCAGCCCCGAGAAGACGGUCUACCGGGAGAGAGACUCCGAGAAGGUCACAAUGCAAGCCAAGUACCCAGGGCGCGAGGCGUCACCCGGCAUGGAGCAUUGCAAACAGCUUUCCGACGUCCUGUACGGCCGCUGGGUGGACGGUCUACGCUUGCGGUGGCCUAACGCCUAG
This is a messenger RNA of Durotheca rogersii, 1950 nucleotides long. Its product is annotated as Pkinase-domain-containing protein. Lineage: Eukaryota; Fungi; Ascomycota; Sordariomycetes; Xylariales; Xylariaceae. The transcript has 4 exons. The coding region runs from base 1 to 1950 and encodes 649 amino acids. Gene Ontology annotation, molecular function: protein kinase activity; ATP binding. Gene Ontology annotation, biological process: protein phosphorylation. The record is from RefSeq and is a predicted model, not a curated record.